AUGGAAAACGAUUCUGAGUUCUUGUUUAAUAAGAAAGUCAUGAGGAAGAUGAAAUACAUGGUUUCUGUUUCAAUAAUAAUUGUCAAGAAAAUACAUAAUUUUCUUUAAAAUGAAAUUGGGAUAAGCACAGCAGUCAUGAAGUCAAUUAAAUUAAAAAUUAUUGAUCCAACCAGGAUCAACAAAAACCACCCUUUUUGA
Molecule: messenger RNA, 198 nt
Organism: Paramecium primaurelia
Lineage: Eukaryota; Ciliophora; Oligohymenophorea; Peniculida; Parameciidae
Source: the annotation of a GenBank genome assembly